GAUUGAUUGUGAAUCCGAGGAUUGAAGUGCUGAUCGCGACGCUAAUGAAGAGGCUUUUCUGUGUGUGAAAGCAUUGACGCUGAGUGCGAUGUGAAAACGCUGAGUGCGAUGUGAAAACGCUGUGUGCGAGUAAAACUGCUGAGUGCGAUACGCUGAGUGCGAAACAUAAAACGUUGUGUCUUUCCUGUGUGUGAAAGAAUUAAUGCUGAGUGCGAUACGCUGAGUGCGAAACAUAAAACGCUGUGUGCAAAACGUUAUGCUGUGAGCAUCGUGGUUUGAUGCACAGAUAAGAAAACUGCUGUGUGCGGAAGUAUAUGGUGAAUGCGUACAGAAAGCGUGUGUCACAAUAUCACAAAUAAUUGAGUGCGAACGCGAUAUUCAGGUGCAAGUGUGAAUAAUAGGUACACGUGUGACAAUGACGGAAGAAGUGCGUAUUGCGAUAUUGGUAGAAGAAUUUACACGCUGUGGCUUAAUAAAACGUUGCCAAGAAAAGGGAUUACCGAUCACGGGAACAAAAGAAGAAAUGGCACGUUUGCUUGUGGAGAACCAAGAGGUUCAAGCCGAACUCGACGUGUCCUCGACGGAACGGUAUCAGGAUGCGGUGUUGGGGGAAGUUGCAUUCUUCCGUGACGUUGAAGAAGGGAUAGAAGCAUACAGCGCAGAUGGUUCUAGAGACCUUACCGCUUGGUUUGUAGAGUUUGAGGAAAUCUCUAGUUUAGCGCGCUGGUCUGAUGAGCAUAAGUUUAUUAUGUGUCGGAAGAAACUGACCGGUGUGGCCAAGAGCUUUCUUGCUACAUUGCGCGGAGUUACCACUUAUGCUGCGCUGAAGCGAGCAUUAUUAGCCGAAUUUGCAACAGUAGUAAGAGCGAGUGAUGUCUAUCGGCAAUUGGCUUCGCGGAAGAAAAGGAAAGACGAAUCAGCGCUUGAAUUCAUUUAUUCGAUGCAAAAACUCGCGCAGUCUAUCGAUAUCGAAGAAGAAGACCUUUGCGAAUUCAUCGUGGACGGGUUUUCGUCCGAUGAAACAACAAGGGCGAUUUUGUACGAAGCAACAACAAUUUCGCAACUAAAGAAAAAAAUAGCGCUGCGAGAACGGGCAGACACAAAAUCAGAGGAUAAGAAAAAACGGCCCUUUGUUGAGCAAAUGUCUAAGCAGCACAAAGACACACCAAAUACACGGAAGCCCAAGUGUUACAAUUGUGGUCAGCUGGGGCACGUGGCCACCAGCUGUGUCGAGCGAAAAAGGGGCGUCAAGUGUUACGGGUGCGGUGUGUACGGGCACAAAGCAAGUGAAUGCGAGAAGAAACAAACAACCAACGCGGGUACACAUUUGGUGACAGAGAGCAACGAUACAAUGCAUUCCAGAGAAUAGGCUCCCCGCCUUUAGAAAACACGUUCGUGACGUUCAACGGUUUUGGCGGUACACAAACAAAAGCCAUCGGACGAAUUUUUGUGGAUGUGUGUGUGUGUGCCGUAUCAUACAAAAACGUUCCUUUUUUCGUGGUGCCGGAUGGAACGAUGGUUUAUGACGCUUUGUUAGGAAGAGAGUCUCUACAGUUUUUUAACGUCGAAGUGACAAUAGAUGGUGUAAAACUAGUCCCACGGAGUGACGAAAAGGAGCAGGUAGCAGAAAGCAACGUUUUUUUGGCUGAUGUGUUUUCAACCUCCACCGACCCGAGAAUAAUAGUGCCGAGUGUUUAUGAAGAACAAAUAAGUGCGUUGAUCGAGAAGCAUUGUGUCAACGACGAGCAACAGCCGCCCAAGGAAUCGCCGAUAACAAUGCGGAUCACCACCAACGAAGGGGCGGUGCCGUUUCGUCAAUCACCGAGACGUUUUUCUCCGCCUGAGAACGAGAUCGUGGA
Messenger RNA from Anopheles merus, 1859 nucleotides. RefSeq lists its product as uncharacterized. The transcript has 2 exons. The record is from RefSeq and is a predicted model, not a curated record. Gene Ontology annotation, molecular function: zinc ion binding; nucleic acid binding. NCBI's taxonomy places the organism in Eukaryota, Metazoa, Arthropoda, Insecta, Diptera, Culicidae. The coding region runs from base 416 to 1369 and encodes 317 amino acids.